AUUAACCACCGCUCUCUCUCUCUCUUCAAUAAUUAAUCUCUAGGACAGCAUAAGUACUCGUCUUCUUUAUCCUGACAUCACUUUAAACCACGAGAAGGAAAAGAGAGAAAAUAAAAAAGAAACGAAAUCCAUGGCAAUCUCGAUCUUUGCUUUCGUGACCAGCUGGUUAACACCGGGUUCACUCUUCCUCUUCCUGAAUAUUAUGAUUGUCACCAUUGUUCUUGCUUCCCGUUAUGGUACUCACAAUAAACCAGUACACGAAGACCAGCACCUCGCUCGAGCUCCUUCUCUUUUACAACGAGUCACGUCCAUCGACUACUUCUCCUUCUACAAUUUCCCACCUGCCCAGGAACCUGGAAACACUACCCAGGAACAUGAUCCUCCCCAGCUCGAAAGAGCCCCUUCUCUUUUACAACGGGUCAAGUCCAUCGACUACUUCUCCUUCUACAAAUUCCCACCUGCCCAGGAACCCGAAAACACUACCCAGGAACAUGAUCCUCCCCAGCUCGAAAGAGCCCCUUCACUUUUAGAACGGGUCAAGUCCAUCAACUUCUCUUCUUUAUACUACAGUUCGGGACCGGAAGAAACAACCCAACGUCCCCCAGCUCAAACCAGGUCGGAUGCAGAUCCGGGUAUGUGUCAUGAUCAUGAUCAUCAUGUGAAGAGGAUCCAGUCGGAGCACAUGGUGAAAGCUACGAAGAGGCAGGUGAAAAUGAAGAAGUCGGCAAGCGAAAAGGCGGUGAGCUUGAAUUUAGCGGAGGAGGUGGAGAGGGAGAAGGUUGAAAGAAGAAGGCCUUCAACGACAAGGGCUUCAGAGAAAACAGUGGUGAUUGGAGAUGAAGAGGUUGAUGCUAAAGCUGAUGAAGAGGUUGAUGCUAAAGCUGAUGAUUUUAUCAACAGGUUCAAGCAACAGUUGAAGUUGCAGAGGCUGGAAUCUCUCCUGCGUUAUAAGGAGAUGCUCAAAGGAAAGCAAAAAAUAUAACAGUAGUAAGAAAAAUUAGGUUUUACCAAGUUAGAGAGAGGAGAGAGCCGUUGCAGGGGAUGAGCAUAGCGUAAGGGACGAGAAAGCAAGGUUAUCUUUUCAGCUAGUCAUUCUGUACUGCCAGAGGGAAGAAAUCUACAAGCCGUUGCAGGGGAUGAGCAUAGAGUAAGGGAAUUAAUGUUUAGGAGUGGUGUAGUUGUUGUAGUUUAAUUGUUGCGUCGGCUAGAGAGGUUUGCACUAUCUUUAUUUAAGAAACACCAAGGGCGGUGGAGAGUAGAGACGAAAGAGCUGCCCUUGUCAUGCUCACCUGCUUACAAGAAGAUUUAGCAAGUUGGUGUAGUUAUUUUGAAUUAAUUGUUAAUUAUGUUGGAUUAGAAGAAGAUGCUUGGAAUUGAAUGGGGCUGUUGCUGUUCUGAGAAGAAA
Messenger RNA from Populus nigra (black poplar), 1405 nucleotides. Its product is annotated as pathogen-associated molecular patterns-induced protein A70-like. The transcript is spliced from 2 exons. Lineage: Eukaryota; Viridiplantae; Streptophyta; Magnoliopsida; Malpighiales; Salicaceae. The coding region runs from base 131 to 982 and encodes 283 amino acids. The record is from RefSeq and is a predicted model, not a curated record.